AAAUUUCAACCUAUAUAUUCCUCCCUUGUGUGUCUUCUUGUUCUCUAUUUAAAUUCAAACAUUAGCUCUUUCUUUCUUCUUAAAUCUCAAUGGGUAAAAACCAUUAAUGACAACCAGCUUUAGAUAUAUCUGUCUUUAUGAUUUUGUUAAUGAGGAUUUCCUUUCUUUUAAAUGCAGUAUGCUUUAUUAGUAGGAACCAGAAAUAAUACAUAUUCAGUCCAAUAAACAUCUGAAAAGAACAUAGAGUCGUUAUCUCCAAAUGGGUAACGGCAUGGGAAAAUUGAAGCUUUGUUUCGCCGGAGAGGUUGGAGAAAUCUCGAAAAGACACCACGAUAUCGCCGUGAACCUCUCCGAUCAUUUCGACGACGUCGGUUUAGGCCAUUCUUUUUGCUACAUCCGAUCAGACCCUUCUUUCUCCGAUGAAUCCUCCUCCUCCUUCUCCUCCAGUAACAGCAGCCGAACGACGGCGUUUCGCACCAUCUCCGGCGCUUCCAUAUCGGCUAACGCCACCACGCCUCUCUCUACCGCGCUUUUGGACUUCUACCCUUAUACUGAUAUGUCGUCUUCAGCUUUUGAAAGCUCUCCUUUAUUCUCUUCCAUUCCUCUUCAGCCUAUUCUCCGAAGUUCCAUUGCCUCUCUCCGGUCGGGCCCAAUUCCCCGAGUUUCUAGUUCGGGCUCUGGCCCAAUAGAGCCGAGCUUCACCUCCCUCCCUUUGGAGAAAUCCAAGUCUAGCAAAUUGGAUUUCGUUAGAAGUUUGAGGAAAGUUUUGUCAAGCUCCUUUCUGGGGAUUGAAGAAAUGAGUUUUAUAGAGAAGACGAAUAAAAUUAAUUGCCAAGUUAAUUUGGCUGAUGAUGUUGAGGGCAAUGUGCAGUGGGCUCAGGGAAAAGCAGGGGAAGACAGAGUACAUAUAGUGGUUUCUGAAGAACAUGGGUGGGUUUUUGUUGGAAUUUAUGAUGGAUUUAAUGGGCCUGAUGCUACUGAUUUUCUGUUAAACAAUCUCUAUUCAAAUGUCAACAAAGAGCUCAAAGGAUUUCUCUGGAAUAACAAGUUAGAAAUCUCUGAGGAUUCGACGAGUAAUGACACUAUUCCAUUGGUACAUUUAGAUGAGAAAUUGAAUAAUUUGGGAACAAAUGGAGUUGCGGGUAUUGACCAUUUUGAUGUUUUGAAGGCGUUAUCAGAGGCGUUAAUGAAAACUGAGGCGUCGUAUUUGGAGAUGGCUGAUAUGAUGGUAAAGGAGAAUCCUGAGUUGGCUUUAAUGGGAUCUUGUGUUUUAGUAAUGUUGUUGAAUGGUAAGAAUGUUUACUUAAUGAAUGUUGGAGAUAGCAGAGCAAUUUUAGCUCAAAAUCCUGAAUCCGAUCCUUCUGAAAGCACAUUGGGACGGAUAAACGAGGAGAGUUUAAAUCGCAUUGAUGCACUAUGUAGAGUUGAAUCUAAUCUUACUUCUUGUCAACUCACCUUGGAUCAUACCACAUCUGAGAAAGAGGUACAGAUCCGAGCCUUUCUGCGUAAACAUAUAUAUUCAUGAUUCUGUUUU
Molecule: messenger RNA, 1534 nt
Organism: Nicotiana tabacum (common tobacco)
Lineage: Eukaryota; Viridiplantae; Streptophyta; Magnoliopsida; Solanales; Solanaceae
Source: RefSeq, a predicted model, not a curated record